AUGGACAGGCACCUGGUCAAGGGACUGAUGCACAAGCACGUUGACUUGGAGAUGAAGACUGCCAAACAGGCUGAAUUCAGACUCAACCAAAGCACGCAGAGACUAGAGAACAUCUGUCUCUACAAUAUGAAGUUGCUGACCAGAGAGCAGAAACAGGUCCAAAAGGAGCUUCAGAGGUUACAGCAAGCAGAUAUCAUCCAGAAAAAGUUAUCUUCUUACUUUGCAAGUGGAAUCCAGGAGCUACCAAAAGAUGUUCACAUAUUCUCACCACAGGGAAGGCAGAAACAGAGAGCCCCACAGCCUAAUAAAUUUAGAGCACUGGCAACCAAAAUGCCCCAAGAAGUCAAUAAAACCAAGACUCAGAUGCCUCCUCUAUCUCACUCUGGCCUCAAAGACCCCAUGAAGAAGAAAGAGCAGUGGCUAUCUCAAAAUUAUAGAAGUGCUCACUUCACUAAAGAAAAGCCACAAAUCCAAGAGAAAGACUCUAUAAAGCCACUUAAAGAUGCAAACUCCAACAAAGACAUCUCAUUUCUAAGUCAAGAUCAAGAAGUCUCUACCAGCAGCCUCAGCCAAGACCCAGACUACAGCCCUGCUGAUGAGAGUGGAAUGACACAUAUGGAUGAAACUAGACCAACAGAUGCCAACCUACAUUCAGACCAGGACACUGACAAAGAAAUCCCCCCAAAUCCCAUGGAAGCUGCCUCUGCAGGAAACAUGAAUGAGGAGGCCACAAAGUCAACCUACUUAGAGUUAUUUGAAAAGGUCAGAAAUGCCCAUUACCUCCGGCACAGAGUUCCCCCUGAGUCUGAGAGGUUGCUUAGCAUUGGAGAGAUAUUUGGGCAUGUGAAAUCCUCACCAUGCAAGGAAGGAAAGGAAUAUGAGAACAGGCUGCCAUCUAAGUCACUUCCUUUCCAACCAUAUAAUGAAAUUCUUAUAGUGCCACCUGCUGGAAAAGUGGGAUAA
Messenger RNA from Chrysochloris asiatica (Cape golden mole), 963 nucleotides. RefSeq names its product chromosome unknown open reading frame, human C1orf110 (gene CCDC190). The record is from RefSeq and is a predicted model, not a curated record. Lineage: Eukaryota; Metazoa; Chordata; Mammalia; Afrosoricida; Chrysochloridae.